Aphidius gifuensis is the source of this 4243-nucleotide messenger RNA. Its product is annotated as ubiquitin carboxyl-terminal hydrolase 48-like. The record is from RefSeq and is a predicted model, not a curated record. Gene Ontology annotation, biological process: protein deubiquitination. The transcript has 12 exons. Gene Ontology annotation, molecular function: cysteine-type endopeptidase activity; cysteine-type deubiquitinase activity. Bases 201 to 3536 code for a protein of 1111 amino acids. Lineage: Eukaryota; Metazoa; Arthropoda; Insecta; Hymenoptera; Braconidae. Gene Ontology annotation, cellular component: cytosol; nucleus.
GAAAAGUUGGUCAUAUUCUGCAAAAAGUUUUUUUAUCCAAAAUUGGCGGGAUUGAAUUCAAGAUGGCACCAACCAACAUAUAAACAAUUUUUUUUGACGCCCCUCUCUCACCUCAUAACCGUUCAUUUUUAGCUUCAUUGACAUUGUCUUUUAUGUGCUUAGUUUUUAAUGAAGAAAAGAAGAAAAAGUAAAGCAUAACAAUGCCACCGUUAAAAAAAACGGAUCUUGAAAAAGCGGCUUGGACUUGGACUGAGUUAACACCACCAGAGGAAAUUGAAAGAAUACAUCUUGAAACAUCUUAUAGACUUGGUCUAAAAAAAUGUAAAAAUUGCAAGAGAAAUUGUAGCAAUAAUCCUCAAUGUUUAACUGGAUUGGGUGAAGAUAAAUAUUUAAAAUCACAUCCAGCUGAAAUAGCAUCACUUGAGAGUUCACUUUCAGAGCUACGAGAUCCAACUCAGUAUGUAGGAUUAAAAAAUCUUGGAGCUACAUGCUAUGUUAAUAGUCUGAUUCAAGUUUGGUUUCACAAUGAAGAUAUCAGAAAAAUAAUAUACAAAUGGGAAUCACUUGAAGACAGAGAAGAACGUGAAGCAUUGGAACGUGCAGAAUCUUCAUCAUCAGUUUAUCAUCCGGUAACUGCUGUUGGUCAACUACAGUAUAUUUUUGCAAUGAUGCAAUUUGGCAAUAAAAGAUUAAUUGAUCCAACAAGUUUAGCAAUUGCACUAUCACUUGAUGUUGAUGCACAACAAGAUGCACAAGAAUUUUCAAAAUUAUUACUUGCACAUAUAGAAAAUAAAUUUCAAAAUAUAAAUUUAAAAUCAGAAUUACAAAGACUCACACAAGGUACAUAUACAUAUGUUAAUCGUUGCUCAACAUGUUUAACUGAAUACAAAACACCAACGACAUUUUAUGAGCUUGAUUUACAACUUGCACCAACACUCAAAGAAGCAAUUGAAACAUAUUUAACAGAAGAAGAACUUGUAGGUCCAAAUAAGUAUCUUUGUAGAAAUUGCAAUGAAAAACAAGAUGCCAAACGUUUUAUUCGUCUUGAAACACUACCAGAUACAUUAAAUUUUCAAUUAUUACGUUUUGUAUUUCAUCGUGAAUCAAAUCAAAAAAAAAAGUUAAGUUCAUAUAUGCAAUUUCCAGAAGAAUUAGAUAUGUCAAAAUAUCUUGGUUCUGAACCUGGUACAUAUUUAUAUUCACUUGUUGCUGUAUUAAGUCAUAAAGGUUCAUCAGCACAUUCUGGUCAUUAUAUUGUCACAAUUUGUAAUUCAAAUGGUGAAUGGUAUCAAUUUUCAGAUGACAAAGUUGAAUUAAUGCAAAAUAAAAGAAUUGAAGAUGGAUGUUCUGAAAAUGGUAAAAUACCGAAAAAAAAUAAAGUACCAAAAGGUUGUUUAUCAUCAAAUGCAGCUUAUAUGUUGGUUUAUAAAAGAAUAAUUCCAGAAUUAAAAUUAAAAAAAAAAAUAGAUAAAAAAAUUAAUAAAAAAGAUGAUUUUAAUGUUAAAAAUGAUACAGCUGGACUGGAACAAACAAGUGAAAAUAAUAAACGUAAAGAAAGUGAUUCUGAUUCAUCAGAUAAUAUUUAUAGUCCAGUUAAAAAAGUUAAAAUGAAACAUAAUAAUAGAAAAAAAAUUAAUAAUCAUAAUUCAACUAUUGAAAAUAAUAAAAAAAAUUCAUCAUCAUCAAAUGAUGAACAUAGUGACAAUAAAAAUAUUGAAAAAUUAAAAAAUAUUAAAGAAGAAAUUCCAAUGGAUAUUGAUGAGACCAAAGAUGUUGAUAAUGUAUUACAUAAAAAUUAUCAAUUAUUGAAUGGUGAUGCACACAGAGCAAUGAGUUGUUCACAAAGAGAUUUUUAUGAAGCAUCAGAAUUUCGUAAAUGGCAAGUAUCUGAAACAUUAAGAAAAUUAAUUAAAGAUGAAAAUGAUUCACAUGAAAAUGGAUUACUUGAUAUGCAACAAGAAAAAUUAAAACAAAUUGAAGAACAAAAUAUGAAACGUUCAGAGGUUAUUGAUUUUUAUAAUAUCAUAAAUAAUACAUUAGACGUUGGUGAUUAUAUUUGGUUACCAACAAAUUGGAUAACUAAAUGGCUUAAUGAUCAUUGUGGUACUCAAGAGGGUCUUUCUCCAAUUAUAAAUUCAGUUUUAACUUGUCCACAUGGUAAAUUAGAUCCUUCAAAAGUUCAUAAAACAAAAUGUGUUCCUGCUCCGGCUGUUCAUUUAUUGAAUAAAAAAUUUACCAUGGAUGUUACUUUGAAUCAAGAUUCAUUGUGUGACAAUUGUGUUAAAAAAAAAUGCAAAGCGCUUAGAUUUAAAUCAACUCUUGAAAAAGAUCACAAGGAAGUUACUGAAAUUAUCAAAAGUCUCAAAGAACCAAAUGAUGAUUGCUACAUAAUUGGUGCAGAAUCUUUAAAAAAUUGGCGUAAACUUGCUAUGGAUCGUCAUGAGGAUGAAAGUAAAGAAGACAAUGACGUUGAAAUAGUUUCACAAUUAAAAAUAAGUGAUAAUGAAGAUGAUUCAGAAACUUUUAAAGAUUUAAAUGAUGAUCUUUUGUGUUGUCAUAAAGGUCUCAGAAUACCAGAUACAAGUAGAAAAAUUAUGCCUGAAGCAGCAUGGACAAUAUUAAAAAAAUACUUUCCUCAUGCUGCUGAGUAUAAAAUAGGUACUCCUUGUUGUCAAAAAUGUGCUGAAACAUUGGAGACAGCACAAAAAGCUAAAGAAGAUGAUAAAAUUAGAAGUAAACAACAAAAAGAAUCACUGAGUGAUCUUUAUUAUCUCAAAAAUCGAAAUGAAAUUUCUAAAAAAAUUGAUGCUGAUAAAAAUUAUUAUAUCAUUGAAAAAUCAUUCUUAGAUUCUUGGAGAGCUUUUAUUCGAUGUAAUACACGACCAGCUCCAGUCAGUAUUAAUAAUCGUCAACUUCUAUGUGAAGAACACAAAGGCUUUCUUUAUCCAGUAUCAACAACUUGUGAACUAUAUGGAAUUGUGAGUGAAUACGAGUGGAAUAAAUUAAAUGAAUUCUACGAAUCUGACUUUGAAAUCAAGAUACGUAAUGUUGGAAAAGAUGAACCGAUAUUUGAGACUGAUCCUGAAAAUUGUAAUGAGUGUAUGGAAGCAAGAAAACAUCAAGAAUGGUUGGAAACUUUAAAUUAUGAUCAUGCUACAAUAUACAUUUUAUGUGUCGAUGAAGGAGAAGAAAGUGAGAGUGCAAUUACGACCUCAAGAUCAUGUAGAACUAGAAGAAAAACAAAAGGAACACAUGAAUUAAAAGUAUCAUCACUAACUACCCUUAAAGAAUUAAAAGUUAUGACAAUGAAUAUUUGUGGGGCACCACCAAUUGAUCAACAUCUAAGUCUUGGAGAUUGUGAACUAAUUGAUCUUGAUCAAACUUUAGGUGCUCUUGGAGUAUCACCAAAUGUGAUGCUAAAAUUAAAGGUUGAUACACUACCUGAUACUGAAGUUGACCUGGAAUCAGAUUCAACAAGCCGAGAGGCUGCAUCACCAGAAAAAGGAUUCAAGGGAACGGAACUUGUACCUAGUUGAGCUCCAAAAUUCAAGGACAAUCCAACACACAAAAACAAGAUAUAAAAACAAAAAAAAAAAACUAAAAAAAAUUAAAAAAAAAAGAGUUAAAUAUUUUUCUACUACCAUGUCUGAUUAGUGGUUAACAGAAUAUAGUGAGUAAAAAAAAAAAAAAAAACGAAUUAUUAAAAAACAAAAAAAGAAAAAAAAAACCAUGUUUUUUUUUUUUUUACAACUGUUUGUUUAUAAUGUUGCUUAGUUGUUGUUAUUAUUAUUAUUAAUAUUAUUAUAUAUAACAGUUAAUACGACUUCCAAUAGACUUGAUUCUAAUUGACUUUAUUUUGUGACGGAUUAUUUUGCCUUUAAAAAUUAAUGAAAUAUUUAUCGGUAAAAGAGUCGGUGCUCAAAAUCCAAAGAAUCAAUAUUUUCUUUUUUUUUUUUUUUUGUUAAUUAAAUUAACAAAACGACAUAAGUAAAUAAAUGAAAAAAUGAUUUUAUUGUAAAAAUCGUCCGUUAAAUUAGUGAAAAAAAAAAAAAAGUAAACCGACGGUCCAAAUAAUCGUCAAUAAAAAUGAACACGUAUAAUAAGGUACCCACAGAAAGUGGCUAUUUAUAAGAUUUAAAUACUAUUAUCAACUUUUGUGAUAACAACAAAGUGACAUUUAUAUAUUGCGUAAAUAAAAAAAAAAUAAAAUAAAAUAGUUAAUUUUAUAAUUAUUGAUUUAAGA